AUGAAGUUAUUCCAAACGCAGAGCACUAGAAAUUAUACCAAUGUCGCAAAAGAAAGGAGUCUAUGCUACACAGUCGGCAACCAUCAUUUAAAUUACCUUUUUUCGUUUUCAUCUCUUUUCCGUUCUUCUAACCUUUAUCACUUUCAACAACAGCAUGACACAAGCUUUCGCCGUACCUGGGACAAACAAGAAUACGAACAGUGUGCACGAGAUCGUGCUCGUCGUGAACAACAGCUAAAAGAGGAGGAAGAUCGAAAAACGACCCAGUUGGUUCAAAGCACUAGUAUUGCCUCGAAAAUACCAGGAUAUUAUUGUAAAGUGUGCGAUUGUGUGGUGAAGGAUAGUGUCGAUUAUUUGGAUCACAUUAAUGGAAAAACGGGCUUAUUUGUUCCACGCAUAGCACUAGACCGAACUAUGAAAGUAGAGCGUAAUACAUUGGAUCAAGUACAAAACGACUGGCUCGUCUCGUCUAAAAAACAAAAAGAGAAACCACAAGAAUAUGAUUUCGAGGCGAGUGUCGAACAAAUGCACAAUGAUGGUAAUGAGGGUGAAGGAUUGGAUCCGGAAAUGGCAAA
Molecule: messenger RNA, 575 nt
Organism: Ambispora gerdemannii
Lineage: Eukaryota; Fungi; Glomeromycota; Glomeromycetes; Archaeosporales; Ambisporaceae
Source: the annotation of a GenBank genome assembly